Messenger RNA from Nicotiana tabacum (common tobacco), 1959 nucleotides. The record is from RefSeq and is a predicted model, not a curated record. NCBI's taxonomy places the organism in Eukaryota, Viridiplantae, Streptophyta, Magnoliopsida, Solanales, Solanaceae.
AUGGAUAGGUUUGUCACAAGAACGAAUGUUGGGAAACCAAAAACUCUCAACGUUGAUCCGGGAGAUAGAAAGCCUAUUACAGAAUACAGUCCUAAUAUACGUGAUGAAGUUAGAAGACAUUAUAUUCAAAAAAAGCCUUGCCAGCCUGUGAAUCAUGAUUUUCCUAAAACUAAGUUUGGGAAGACUGUGCGUCAAUUUUGUCCUGGUUGGUUUAAGGGUCAACAUUCUAAGUGGUUGAAAUACAGUAUAUCAAACGAUGCUGCAUAUUGUUUGUGUUGCUAUUUAUUCAAAAAUGAACAUGAAAGUCAUGGAAAUACGGGAGAUGCUUUUACAAAAAAUGGCUUUAAAGCUUGGAACAAGGCUAUUGAAAGAUUUAAAGCUCAUGUUGGAGAAGUAAAUAGCAUCCACAACAGGUGUUUCAACAGGAUGCUUGAUUUAAUGAAUCAAUCACAAUCAAUUCACACUUCUUUUGACAAACAAUCUGAUAAAGAAAAAAAUGAGUCUCGACGUUGCUUGAGUGGUUCAAUCGAUGUGGCAAGAUUUAUUUUGAGACUAGGUUUUCCAUUUUGUGGGCAUGAUGAGAGUCAAUCUUCUACAAAUAGAGGUAUCUUUCUUAAGCUUUUGCAAUGGUAUGGAGAUAUUGAUCGGGAUAUUGGAAGCAUUAUAUUAGAAAAUGCUCCAAGAAAUGAAAUGAUGUGUUCUCCAAGUAUUCAAAAAGAUAUCGUUGAUGCUUGUGUUAAAGAAACAAUCACAGCUAUCAUUGAAGACCUGGAUGGGGAUUUUUUCGGGACACUAGUUGAUGAAUCAAAAGACAUAUCACACAAGGAGCAAAUGGCAAUUGUUUUGAGAUAUGUUAACAAAGAAGGAGAAGUCAUAGAGAGAUUUGUUGGUAUUGUUCAUGUUAGUAAUACAUCGGCUAUGUCAUUGAAAAAGACAAUCUGCUCUUUUCUUUCUAAUCACUCACCAAGUCCAACACAAAUACGUGGACAAGGUUAUGAUGGGGCUAGUAACAUGCAAGGAGAGCUAAAUGGUGUUAAGACUUUGAUUUUGAAUGAGUCUCCAUCAGCAUAUUGCAUUCACUGUUUCGCUCACCAAUUUCAAUUAACAUUUGUGGCUCUUGCAAAGAAGCAUUCAGAUGUAGAUGACCUUUUUUGUAUAGUUACUAAUGUCUUAAAUAUUGUUGUAGUAUCUUUUAAGCGCAGGGAUUUGCUUCGAGAACAUCAAGCUGAAAAAUUAGAUGAGUUACUCAAAUCAGGUGAAGUACAUACUGGACGAGGAUUAAAUCAAGAACGUGGGCUUCAACGACCAGAUGAUACUCGUUGGGGUUCUCAUUAUAAAAUGUUGGAUAACCUUAUUGUCCUAUUUCCAUUGAUUAUUCAUGUGCUUGAAUUUACUGCAUGUGAGUGUCCAAACUAUGCCGACAGAAUUGUUACUGAAAGUCUUAUGGGUAAGAUUAAGGGAUUUGAUUUUGCUUUUAUGUUGCACUUGAUGUUAAAAGUUUUAGCAAUGACAAAUGAGUUGAACUAUGCAUUACAAAGGAUGGAUCAAGAUAUUGUCAAUGUUAUGGGACUCCUUGCUCUUUCAAAACAACGAUUACAAACGAUGAGGAAUAGUGAAUUUGGAUCUUUAAUGGAAGAUGUAUCUUCUUUCUGUGAUAAACAUGAUAUAAUAAUUCCAAAGAUGGACGCUCGCUACUUUCCUGGGAAGUCGAAGCGUAGAGCUAUUGAUGUUACAUAUUCUUAUCAUUUGCAUGUCGACAUUUUUUAUGUUGUUAUAGAUUUGCAUUUUCAAGAGCUUAACCGUCGUUUUGAUGCUGUGAGUACUGACUUACUCCUCGGUAUGGCUAGCUUAAAUCCAGUUAAUUUAUUUGGUAAUUUUUAUAAGAACAGGAUAAUGAGAUUGGUUGAAUAUUAUUCGAAUGAGUUUGAUAGCAUCGAGCUUCGAGAUCUCAGUUGUUAG